Molecule: messenger RNA, 891 nt
Organism: Iphiclides podalirius (scarce swallowtail)
Lineage: Eukaryota; Metazoa; Arthropoda; Insecta; Lepidoptera; Papilionidae
Source: the annotation of a GenBank genome assembly
AUGCGCGGAGUCGUCGGUUCGUGGCCUACAAUAGCUAUCUCCAUUGGAUUAACGAUGCAGGCAGGCAUGGGGUCUGUAAUGAAGUGGUACGAGGUUUCGUUCGUUAAUGGUGGCUACACUAUCAUCCUAUUCUUCGUCAGUUUCGCCUUUCCGGAAACCCCAUAUUUCGUCCUCAUGAAUGGCACGCCAGAGAAAACCUUGGAAGUGUUGAAGAAAUUCAGAUCGUCAUCGUAUAAUGUCGAGGCAGAACUGGAGCAAAUGUUGGAAUACAAAGUUUCGCGUUCAAGUGUCAAACCUUCGAUCGGUGGAAUUUUGAUGGGUUUGACACGCGUCAUGUCGGGCAUCGCUUUUUCAAUUUUAAUUUUGAAAUACGGCCGAAGAACCUUAGCGCUGGUGUCAAGUUUAGGCGUUAGCGUUGUGUGUCUGGCACUCUGGGUGUUUCUUAUGUACGCGGAAGAAAAAAGUGUGUUCCCGCAAUUGUGCUAUAUGGCCUACAUUGCAUUCGCAGGCGUCGGCUAUUACAACCUUCCAAUUCUAUUUAUAUACGAACUGGCCCCUUUACAAAUUCGAGGCAUUUUGGGAAGUAUAGGGAUUUCCAUUUUGAACGUGAUAAUAUUUGGCGUCUCCCAUAGUUACCCAUAUGCCGAAAACGCACUUGGUUUUAAAUAUGUUAUUCUUGGCUUCGCACUGGCGUCUUUUAUAGGGUCCAUCUACCUUUACUUCUUUCUGCCGGAAACGGGCGAUCUGACGUUGCAAGAGAUCGAGGAGUACUACAACGAGAGGAGGCCCACUUUGACGUCCCAAAGGCGAAUCGUGUCCAUGCAAGCCAUAUCUAGAUUGAACACAGACAACAUGGAAAGCAGAUCGCUGAUCAAAAUCAGACGUUUCAGU